Messenger RNA from Aphis gossypii (cotton aphid), 1821 nucleotides. RefSeq names its product pyruvate kinase-like. The coding region runs from base 117 to 1769 and encodes 550 amino acids. The record is from RefSeq and is a predicted model, not a curated record. Gene Ontology annotation, biological process: glycolytic process. Gene Ontology annotation, molecular function: magnesium ion binding; pyruvate kinase activity; potassium ion binding. NCBI's taxonomy places the organism in Eukaryota, Metazoa, Arthropoda, Insecta, Hemiptera, Aphididae. Gene Ontology annotation, cellular component: cytoplasm. The transcript is spliced from 9 exons.
GUUAAUUAAACAGACUUUUAAUUAAUGUAAACAAAUUUAAUUUAUAUGUUUUGAAUAAAAUUAAUUUAAAGUUUAUUUUCUAUGAUACAUUUUUUUGGGGGAACAUAUUGAAAAAAAUGGACUCUACAAAUAUACCUAAAGCCGAAGAAUCAUGUGUCGUGUACCCCUGGGAACCUUGCUAUGACAAUGAGAUGCAAAUGAAAGCUUCAUUCGAGGACAACUAUCUUGACCAUUUAAGCAAUUUAAAAAUUGAAUCAAAUCCAUCACAAAAUACAUUAACUACUAUAGCUUGUGGUGUUUCACUUAACGUGACUAAAGGAUUAAUCGAAGAAUUUUGUGAAAGAGGUGUAUCUAUAGUAAUAUUUGAUUUUAGUGGUUUAUCAUUUGAACAAAGUCGAAAAAUGGUUUUCGAAAUUCGUCAGGGUGUUUUUAACUACAGUCUUAAAAAGAACAAUCAAGUGCCAUAUUCAAUGACAUUAGUACUUGAUCUUGGAGGAUCUUGUAUUACGACUGGAAGCAUAUUCCAUACAAAGCCUAUACAACGUUUAAUAGAAUUAUCGACAAACGCUCAUGUUUAUGUCACUAACGAUGUCGAAUACAAAUUUAAGUGUACAGAAGACCGUAUUUAUGUAAAUAGCGAUUUGAUUCUUCGGCUUAAAACUAAUGAUCGGAUUUAUUUAGACUAUGGAAAAAUUGAACUGGCCGUGAUCAGAGUCGACGAAGAUGAAGUGUAUUGUGUGAUAAAGCGAGGAGAAUUGUUGGGAUCUGAAAAAACAGUGCACAUUCCAAAAAUUCCUAUUGGCUCAACGACACUUUCUAAAUUGGAUGAGGAGAAAAUUCGUACAGCGAUCCAACUUAAAGUGGACGUUAUCUUGGUGCCUGGCGUAAGAAAUUCUGUCUUUUUUGACCAUGUUCGCAAGUUUGUCAACACAGAGCGAGGUGGGGACAUCAGCCUGUAUGCAAAAAUUGAUAAUACCGUCGGGCUGGAGAACUUUGAUGAUAUAUUACCAGUUGUAGAUGGCGUCUUUUUGAAUCGACCAAACUUAUCCAUGGAGGUUGGCCAUGACAAGAUAUUUCUGGCCCAGAAAAUUGUCUUAUCUAAAUGCAAUGUAGCUGGAAAACCAACCAUCACGUAUGGGGAAUAUCUUAAUUCCAUGGAAGUAAGUACAGUACCUACAAACGCUGAAGUUAAUGAUCUCAUAAAUACCGUAAUGGAUGGAACUGAUUGCAUUUAUCUGGACGUUACGAUGCGCAGUGAAAAUAAAUCACAUUGUAUUCAGUACGCAUCUUCACUGUGUCGGCAGGGCGAAGCAACCAUAUGGGAACAACAGUUAUUCACCGAACUCAAUAAAAAGUCCAAACCAAAAAUUGAUCCUGCAUAUGCGAUUAGCAUUGGGUGUGUAGAAGUAUCAUUUAAAUGUCAUGCAGCUGCAAUUAUUGUGAUCACCACGUCUGGUAUGUCAGCCCGAUUAAUAGCUAGAUACCGGCCUCGAUGUCCUAUAUUAGCGAUCGUCAGGCACGGAAAAUCUGCAAGAAAAUUGUCUGUGUGGCGUAAUGUUAUAGCCUUGCAGUACAUUGAUCCAAUAGAAAACAUUUGGUCUAAAGAAAUUGAAAAUCGUACAAGGUUUGCGAUGGAUUUUGGAAAAAGAAAGGGGAUAUUACAUCAGGGAGACUUGGUUUUACACAUGAGUUGCUCUAAACAAAACGCAGGUUUUGCUAACACUAUGAGCUUGUUCUACGUUAGUGCUGGAGACUUUGUAAACGCAUAAAAAUAUAUUUAAAAAUUUGAUAAAAAUAAAACGUUACAUUUUUAUUUUAUUA